GAAUAGAAUCUAUCACAACCCAUCGAAUUCCCUCCACAGAUCAUUUCACUGCAAUGGCCACCGAGAACACCACGCACAAGGUCACCCUGACUGGCCCUCAAGAGACGCUGCUGGCGACGCUCUACGGCCGGUCUAGAGACGCCGCCCGUCCUAACUCGGUCCUCCACGACAAAUGGGCCGUCGAGACGGUGGAAAAGAUUGACUACGACUUCUCCAAAAUCGGCAUGAACGACACGAGCUGUGUCGGCGUCUCCAUCCGCGCCCUCGUUCUUGAUACCUGGACCACCGAGUUCCUCGCCGCACACCCGUCUGCAACUGUCAUCCAUCUCGCAUGUGGCCUCGAUUCCCGCAAUGUCCGUGUACCAUUCGGAUCCGGAGUUCGCUGGAUUGACCUCGACCUACCGGACGUCGUGGCUCUUCGAAAUGAGCUGCAGCUCCCCGUCCCAGACGGCGACUACACACUCAAGGCUGGGUCCGCCACUGAACCCGACGAGUGGCUUGGCGACAUCCCCGCUGACCGGCCUGCCAUCGUGGUCCUAGAGGGUCUGACCAUGUACCUCGAGGAAGACAAGGGCAGACAUAUGUUUGAGCGACUCGUCAGUCAUUUUCAGGCGGUCGGAGGCCAAUUUGCCUUUGACGCGUACGGCACUGUCGCCAUUCGUCUCCAGAAGAGGAUUAAGCCUGUCGCAAUGACUGGGUCCCAGCUGAGCUGGGGUAUUGACGACCCUAAGCUUUUUGCAUCAUGGUUCCCCGGCCUCAAACUUCUCAACGAGUAUCUGUCAGUCGACAUGCCUCGUCAAGAGAGCUUGCCACUGGCCGGGAAGAUACAGCUCUGGGUUGCUGCACACUUGCCAUAUCUUCGCGAUGCGGGCCGUGUGUUACGGUAUGAGUUUGGACCUAAGGAUGAAGCUGUAACUGCACCAUCCACAAAUUAAUCUCCGUGUAUGACAUAACUAGGCAUUCUCCUUCAUAAACCUGUAAUUAUUCAAUACCCAUUUUUUUAAUGCAUUUGCCUGGUUAUAGUGCCAGCAUUAUAUACCACUGGCCCCACAACACAGUCAAGUUGUCGCCGAU
Microdochium trichocladiopsis is the source of this 1074-nucleotide messenger RNA. Its product is annotated as O-methyltransferase domain protein. Gene Ontology annotation, biological process: methylation. The record is from RefSeq and is a predicted model, not a curated record. The transcript has a single exon. Gene Ontology annotation, molecular function: methyltransferase activity. NCBI's taxonomy places the organism in Eukaryota, Fungi, Ascomycota, Sordariomycetes, Xylariales, Microdochiaceae. Bases 54 to 935 code for a protein of 293 amino acids.